Messenger RNA from Colossoma macropomum (tambaqui), 4366 nucleotides. It is a transcript of the gene mark1, whose product is annotated as MAP/microtubule affinity-regulating kinase 1. Gene Ontology annotation, biological process: intracellular signal transduction; protein phosphorylation; microtubule cytoskeleton organization. The record is from RefSeq and is a predicted model, not a curated record. Lineage: Eukaryota; Metazoa; Chordata; Actinopteri; Characiformes; Serrasalmidae. Gene Ontology annotation, molecular function: protein serine/threonine kinase activity; tau-protein kinase activity; ATP binding. The transcript is spliced from 19 exons. The coding region runs from base 312 to 2708 and encodes 798 amino acids. Gene Ontology annotation, cellular component: cytoplasm.
GGAGUCUGAAGCCUGAAGUCCGUCCGCUUCACUCUGCUCUGCUCCUGUUCAUCCACCCAGCAGCGCUGUACGUAUUCUUGUUCAGAAGUUACCUGGAAGCGCAUCUUCUUUUCAGACGGAAGGGUCACUGCCUCCGGCUCAUGUCGGCUCAGACGGGGAUAUGCUGUUGUCUGCUUGGGACUGGUAGUGCGGUUUCAUCAGUUAGGCUAGGAAUGCCUGUGUAAAGGGCUGGAAAUUUAUAUCAUCCUCUCGUAGCGCUCGUCCUUUUGCUGCCUAGCCCAGCGCUUUGCUAAGCGGCCUAAACGUACAAAAUGUCGACCAGAACGCCAUUGCCAACUGUUAAUGAGCGCGACACGGAGAAUCAUACAUCAGUGGACGGCUAUGUGGAACCCCCAGCACCUCCAGCAAAAUCGGCUAGUCGACAGAGUCUCCCACGAUGUCGGAACUCUGUGGCAUCUAUUACAGACGAACAGCCGCAUGUUGGCAACUACAGGUUACUGAAGACGAUUGGGAAGGGCAACUUCGCCAAAGUAAAGCUUGCGCGCCAUGUUUUAACAGGUCGUGAGGUUGCUGUAAAGAUUAUUGAUAAGACGCAGUUAAACCCCACUAGUUUACAAAAGCUUUUUCGUGAAGUACGAAUUAUGAAGAUUUUGAAUCACCCUAAUAUAGUUAAGUUAUUUGAAGUCAUUGAAACAGAGAAGACACUUUAUUUGAUAAUGGAGUAUGCCAGUGGAGGUGAAGUAUUUGACUACUUAGUUGCACAUGGAAGAAUGAAGGAGAAGGAAGCCAGGGCCAAGUUUCGACAGAUUGUGUCUGCAGUGCAAUAUUGCCAUCAGAAAAGGAUAGUCCACAGGGAUCUCAAGGCUGAGAACUUGCUUCUGGAUGCCGAUAUGAACAUAAAGAUUGCAGACUUUGGCUUCAGUAAUGAAUUCACCAUCGGGAGCAAGUUGGACACGUUCUGCGGCAGCCCUCCUUAUGCAGCUCCUGAGCUCUUUCAGGGCAAGAAGUACGAUGGCCCUGAAGUGGACGUCUGGAGCCUGGGUGUCAUUCUCUACACACUGGUCAGUGGGUCGCUGCCCUUUGAUGGACAGAAUUUAAAGGAGCUUAGAGAACGAGUGCUGAGAGGGAAGUACCGCAUCCCGUUCUAUAUGUCUACAGACUGUGAAAAUCUACUGAAGAAACUGCUGGUGCUAAACCCUGGCAAACGUGGCAGUCUAGAGCAAAUCAUGAAAGAUCACUGGAUGAAUGUCGGCCAUGAGGAGGAGGAGCUCAAACCCUACACAGAGCCUGAGCCAGACUUCAGUGAUACCAAACGAAUAGACCUGAUGAUCACAAUGGGUUUCCCCAAAGAUGAGAUCACUGAUUCUUUAGUGGGUCAGAAGUAUGAUGAUGUCAUGGCUACUUACUUACUUUUGGGCAGAAAACCUCCCGAGUUUGAAGGGAGCGAGUCGCUGUCCAGUACAAACCUGUGUCAGAGGCCACGACCCAGCAGUGAUCUGAACAACAGCUCCUCGCAGUCUCCAGCUCACUCCAAAGUUCAGCGCAGUAUUUCCGCCACACAGAAACAGCGCCGCUAUAGCGACCAUGUUGCCCCCUCCAUCCCACCAGCCAUGUCCUACACUAAACGUGUGCAGGCCAACAGUGUGGAGGUUGAGAAGAAGGAGGAGUGGGAGGCGGCACGCAAGCUCCCCGCCUCCAGCUCAAAGGGAGAUAUGGCCAUGUCGCCACUGACCGCACAGGAACGUAAGAAGUCCUCUACAGCCUCAGGGAAUAGUGCAGCUGGAGGGAUGACCCGGAGGAAUACGUAUGUGUGUGAGCGCUCCAGUACAGAUCGCUAUUCAGCCAUCGCCAACGGCAAGGACAGCAGUCUGACAGAGGUGUCUGCGUCUGGGAGCGGCACCUCUGUGUCUCCAGGAGCUUCGUCAGCACUGGCUUCAGCUAGGCCGCGUCAUGUGAAGUCCAUGUCCGCCUCAGGCCACCCUACCAAGUCUCCGCUGCCUCCCAUCGAGGAUAACACUGAGUUCAAGGGCUCUAGCUCUAGUGCCCGGGCUCCUGCUGCGUCUCCAUCGGCGCACAGCAUCAGCAGCACGACCCCAGACCGGACACGUUUCCCUCGAGGCAGUUCUAGCCGCAGCACUUUCCAUGGAGCUCAGCUUCGAGAUCGGCGCAGCGCCACCUACAACGGCCCACCAGCCUCACCCACGCUCUCCCAUGACACAGGGGCUCUGGCCCAGGCUCACAGGGGUACCUCCACUGGAAUCAUCAGCAAGAUUACAUCCAAGUUUGUGCGUAGAACUCUGUCUUUCAGGGCCUCGCAGAGGCUACCCAGUGAAGGAGAGGCCAGGGGCAGAGCAUACAGCUUGAGGAGCGGCUCCGGGGACCCUAAAGAGGAAAGCCGGGAGUCCAAGCCACGAUCACUGCGCUUCACGUGGAGCAUGAAGACCACGUCGGCCAUGGAGCCUGGAGACAUGAUGCGGGAGAUCCGUAAGGUGCUGGACGCCAACAACUGCGACUACGAGCAGCGCGAGCGCUUCCUGCUCUUCUGCGUGCAUGGUGAUGCCCGCCAGGACAGCCUCGUCCAGUGGGAGAUGGAAGUAUGCAAGUUGCCCCGUCUCUCUCUCAAUGGCGUGCGUUUCAAGCGUAUCUCGGGCACCUCCAUCGCCUUCAAGAACAUUGCGUCCAAAGUCGCCAACGAGCUGAAGCUGUGAUUGAGCUUUAAAAAUAAAAAAGGGAGUGAAUGCACUGAGAACUGUGCAAAAUGACCCAGAUCGAUGUGCUACGGUGGUCUCUACAUUCGCUAUGCGGUUGGGCGCCAUUUUGAGUUUAUGCUUUCUGAGGCUACUGCUGUAUUGUUUGGCCAGUGGAAAAAAAAAGAUUUAAAAAGGUAACCCUCCCUCGUAUCCAGUCUGACCCUGCUCUCAAGUUCUGCAUAUACACAAGGUUAGGAUAACCAUCUUUGCAAUAAUAUGAAAAACCCUUUCAGGAUCAGCAGAUUGGAGUUUCUUUGGCAGAAUUACCUUUGUAGGGUAAUACAGAGACUUUAGACGCUACUUUUUCCACAUGUACAGUUAAGAUACAGAAUGUUUUGUUGAAUUGUUCAUAGAGUUGUAUAAUACAAGACUCUUUCAGCCUAAGUAUGUGAAGGUAUUGUAUAGUCUUGAUUUCUGUACAGAAAUGUGUCUUACUGUAAUGUUUUUGUUUAGCUUUUUGCUCUCCUUGUACGGUUUUAGAUUUUUUGACUUCACCAUGUGACAUUUUAAUGAAUUUUUUUUUAUUCUCAGAUACUUUUUUUAUUUUAUUUUUUUUUUUUACUUUCCAGCAGGAUGUAGACCCAUUCGUAACAUUGGCAGGUUACUGAAUAACAGUGUUUCAUUAAACAAGCUGUGCACAUUCCAAAGGCAAAUCAAUUUAGCUCACAACUAACUUCUUUUUCUUUCUUUCCACCAAGAAAAGACACAUCACUGAAUUGUGAUGUUAGUUAGCAAGUGUGGCACUUACUCUUUUAUUCAGUCUAUGCUAAAAAGGGUUAUAUUAUGACAUUUGAAGUUGAGGAUAACACUAUAUACUGUAGUAGACAUAGCUGAAUUGAGAAAAGGAAUGGACCAAGGUUUGGCAAAAGAACCUUUAAGAUCUUUAUCCCAGCAGUUAAUUUGACAAUUUUGACCUGAUUUCAUCUUGUACUCUCCGCAGACUGUGUUUAUUUAUUUCACCAUUUUAUGCCUUUAAUGUGCUGCUUUAUCUUCCUCAGAAUGUCAUGCAUAUGUGAAGGAAGUAGGAUGUAACUUUUGUUUCUGAAAAUGUACCUUAAUUUUGUUCAUUUUGUAAUGAGUGAUGGUGAAAAUGAUGACGACGACAUGUAAGACCACUUGUGCUGGAGCGUUUCUACUUAUUCUUUUGUACUGAGGUAAUGAGGGUUCAAUGUGCAAUGCUUUUCAUGUUGUAUUACUGUAAUACUGAAAGAAAAAAGGUCCCCGACUGCACACUUUACAAGGGAAAGUUAUGGUGGACAUAUUUUUAGUUUCCUCAUAAAAAAUGAGUGGUUUUAAAGAAUUUUGAAGCGGUUUAAGCUGUGAUUAGACACUUGGAAGCGUGUCCCAUAUUGUAGCGGUACAUUUCCUGAGCAGAUGCUUGAUUAUGCUGCCUUAGUGAUGGAACUGCUUGAGUGGUGUGAAAAAGGCAGAAGAAUUUUACUUAAAAUGCAAAUAACCUUCCUAUGCCCAACAACUCUUAUCCAGUCAUUUCACCCCUCUUGCCCCUAUAAACCUUUUCUCAACAUAGUACUGUACAUUUCUCAGAAAAGUCUGAUGGAUGAUCGAGAUUUAGUCUCACUGGUGCACAUUAAAGCUUACUUGAAAGGAGUUUUUGA